AUGUCAGAUCAGUUAAUUUCAGUUCCUGUUUUUGUAGAAGAUACUGGCGAAACGAUUAUUUUGAAACUUUUAUUACAAGACGCUGCAAAGAUCACUAAAGAUAUAAAUUAUAUGACAAGUCUCAUUAAGAAUGUAUAUAAAAAAAGGAACAAAAAUUUGAUCAAUCAAGAAAGUGUUCAAAUUCCCAUUGAUAAGAGUAACGAGGUACAAGAAUUUGAUGAUGACCCUAAUGAUCAAAGUGAGUAUAACUACACGAGAACAUAA
Molecule: messenger RNA, 264 nt
Organism: Mycetomoellerius zeteki
Lineage: Eukaryota; Metazoa; Arthropoda; Insecta; Hymenoptera; Formicidae
Exons: 2
Coding region: 1-264 (87 amino acids)
Source: RefSeq, a predicted model, not a curated record